GUUGUUGAGCCGUCGGUAAGAAACGACUCGUAUUCACAGCGCGAGAGGAGCACGAGGACACUUUGAACCACCGCUGACCGGAACUUUGUCCAACUGUGUCCCAGCUGAUGUUUGGGACCAGGCGGCAGCAGCGUCUGGAUCAAGGAUGAGGACGACACGUUUGAUCCAGUUCCUGACGAGAAAGCAGUUCGUCCCCUCGCUCGUGUCUCUGCUGAUGCUGAGCGCCCUGCUCCUGGUCAGAGUCAAGUACAAUACUGUCCUCGAGUACUCGGAUCUCUCAGGAGCUUCGGACUUGCAGACGUAUUUCAAACACAACAUUAAUUGCUCUGCUAUUUAUAACCUGGACCCAGUGGAAGUGGGUAAAUCCCUAAUUAUCAGAAGGAAAAAGAUGGUGGAGGAUAAAGACGAAACUCUGUUGCAUCUCACAGGAAACUGCUCCAUCUUCACCCGGGUCAGAGGUUAUGACGAAGUGUGCAUUUCGGAGGAAGAGAGAGACUUUCCUCUGGCUUAUUCUUUGGUUGUGCAUAAAAACGCCUGGAUGGUGGAGAGGCUCAUCAGGGCUACGUACUCCCCCAACAAUAUUUAUUGCAUUCACUAUGAUCAGAAGUCCUCUGCUCAGUUCACCUCCGCCAUGGAGGGUUUGUCCAGUUGCCUGCCCAACGUGUUCAUCGCCAGUAAGCGAGAGGCCGUCUUUUACGCAAGCAUCAGCCGAUUGAAGGCUGACCUCAACUGUCUGACCGAGCUCACGAGGUCAACAGUCAAAUGGAAGUACGUGGUGAAUCUGUGCGGCCAGGAUUUCCCCCUCAAGUCCAACAUCGAGCUGGUGUCGGAGCUGAGGAAGUUAAACGGCUCCAACAUGUUGGAGACCAGCAGACCGUCUGAGGCGAAGAGGCAGAGGUUCACGUUCCACCAUGAGCUGAAAGACAUGAGUUUCGAGUAUCAGAAGCUGCCCGUGAAAACACAGCAGGCCAAGAGCCCCCCGCCACACGGAAUAGAAAUGUUCAUCGGCAACGCAUAUUUUGUGUUGUCGCGUGAGUUCGUUGUGCAUUUGAACUCCUCGGAUGUAGUGAGGGACUUCCUGGCCUGGUCAGAGGACACCUACUCUCCAGAUGAGCACUUCUGGGCCACACUGGUGCGACUGCCCGGGGUUCCUGGUGAGGUGCCUCGAUCCCUGCCUGAUGUCACGGACCUGAUGAGUAAGACCAGGCUGGUGAAGUGGCACUACCUGGAGGAGAGCCUUUACCCUCCGUGCACCGGGGAACACAUUCGCAGCGUUUGUAUAUUUGGUGCAGCAGAAAUGCAUUGGUUACUCAACUAUGGCCACUGGUUCGCCAAUAAGUUUGAUCCCAAAGUGGAUCCUGUUCUCAUCCAGUGCCUCGAGGAGAAGCUAGAAGAAAAACGGAGGUUCUUCCAGUCAAAGACGAUUCAGAUCUGUCGUGAAGGUUAGCUAGACUGACAGACCUCUGAUGAGAACCGAGAAGUUGAAGUCAGAAUGGGACCAACGGUACAAGUUUUAAGCCCCGCCCCCUCCAUGUAAC
Molecule: messenger RNA, 1538 nt
Organism: Nematolebias whitei (Rio pearlfish)
Lineage: Eukaryota; Metazoa; Chordata; Actinopteri; Cyprinodontiformes; Rivulidae
Product: beta-1,3-galactosyl-O-glycosyl-glycoprotein beta-1,6-N-acetylglucosaminyltransferase 4
Exons: 2
Coding region: 146-1447 (433 amino acids)
Cellular component (GO): membrane
Molecular function (GO): acetylglucosaminyltransferase activity
Source: RefSeq, a predicted model, not a curated record